GCCAGCCGGAAAGACCUGAAAGAUGAGCCUUUGGAAAAUCCGGAAUGGGAACUGUUUACAGAUGGAUCCAGCUUUGUGGAAAACGGAACCAGAAACCAUGGUAUACACAUGAAGAUGAGAAGCUUGCUCAAUUUGUUCAGGCCCAGAAGAACGAAAAAGGAUGUCCUUACAGCGCUGCGAGGAGCAUUGCAGUGGAACCGGCCCCUGCCCUUGGAGAAUCCUGUCCAUGACAUACAGCCAGGAGAUCAAGUAUAUGUGAAGAACUGGAAUACGGAACCCUUGAAAGAAGUAUGGGACGGUCCUCACCAGGUGAUCAUGACUACCUACACGGCAGUGAAAGUCCAAGGGAUCGAAAACUGGAUUCACUACACUCGAAUCAAGAAGGUCCCGUCAAGAUGGGAAGUACAGCCUCUGUCGGCAACAAAGCUGGUGUUCAGGGCAAGGACUUAGUUCUUUUAACAUUAGUCUGUAUAAUGCAGGUGGGAGAAGCAUUUGUUAAAAUUACAGUUCCGGAGCCAGAUGUAAUGGUGCCUGAAGGUGCGGGAGUAAAUUUAACCUGUUUGUUUUCUGACAACCAGAGAGCUGGAUUAAAAGAAGUACAUGCAGCCUGGAGACAAAUCACCACAGACGAGGUAUUUACAGAAGGAAUCGUGACACUUUGGGAUAUGGAACAGCAAAGAGGUAACACCACAUUGACAAUAUCUCAUAUGCAAGCUGAUCAGGUAGGACAAUUCUCAUGCAUUGUGCGGAUUAGAGAAAGUUUUGAUUAUGGGGACAUAAAUGUAGGUAUUCUAAAAGAGAAUGGGAGAACAUGGCAGGUGACAGAAGCUGGAAAAACACAACAAGAAUUGGGACAAGAAAAUUUAAUAGUGGGAUUGGUUAGAGAUUUUGGACAAGUACAGAAUACUACGUCCAUCACUGCAUGUUUACCUUUACCUAAAGCGGCAGGAGAUCCAAUACCAUGGGGCAUCAUUCCCGUUGGGGAAAUGCCUCCAGUAACUAUAAAUGGGACAAAAAGAUGUAAUAAAGAAAUACGGAAUCAUACUAAGAUGAUAGAGGAAACCUAUACAGUUCGAGGGAAAUGGUCAACACCGGGACAAAAGAGUGAGUGCCUAAAAUUACUAAAUCCAGUUUUUACAAGAAUUGGACGGUUCAAGAAUGUAGGAUGGUGUACUUAUGACAUAAGACAAAAAAAGACAAAAACCAGUCACAGAAUUUUCUUAUGAGAUAGUAUGUCAAGAAGGGAAGGAAGAAUGGGAACAUUGGAAAACGAUUUGGGGUCCUAGUUUGUUAGAACCUUACAGUUACAUAGGACCAGUACAUUGGUGUGUCGAAUGGUCAGGCCAGAGAGAGCAAGAACAUCUAGGAGUGUUAGGAACUGAAACAGUAAGACGGGAUCGA
Oenanthe melanoleuca is the source of this 1401-nucleotide messenger RNA. RefSeq lists its product as uncharacterized. The record is from RefSeq and is a predicted model, not a curated record. NCBI's taxonomy places the organism in Eukaryota, Metazoa, Chordata, Aves, Passeriformes, Muscicapidae. Bases 291 to 1226 code for a protein of 311 amino acids. The transcript has 3 exons.